AUGGGGACCGCUUCAGUACCAACGCUCUCAUCGGAGGAGGGGUUACCGUUUGGCAGGCAAAGCGGUGCUAGCCCUGCGCUGCCCCCGUGCACUCCCUUUGGUAAUACACCAGUAAUUCAAACUACCGCCGAGGCGGAGCUUCUGGCUCAAAUCACUUCCCUUCGGAAGGAUAUGGCAAAGCUCCAAGAACAUAACAACCUUUUCUCGUCCAAAGUAGACGAAACCCAGCGGCUGCUCAAUCAGCAGGAAACGCAGAAUAUCCAAGCUAUGCAAUCUUCCCAGAUCCCGACUCCACGGGACCAACCUCACAUACCGAAGAAGGUUUACACUGACUAUCGCCAUCGGAUCAACAACAAGGAGGCCAAACGGCCGAGGUCCCCAAUCAGGAUUAAUGCCCGCUUGCGGGACUCACGGAUGAGGGUCCUUGGAAACAAAUCACCCCUUAAAAAGGUCCAAGGGCUGGAAUCGGAGGUAGAAUCUGACGAUGAAUAUGUCCCCUCCAAGGGCACCGAAUCGAACUACCGUUCGGAAACUCCCAUGGAGUAUUCGAAGGCUAGACCACCGAGUCCGCGGAGAACUUACAAGGACUAUGGUAUCCGUCUGCUCUUCCAUAGGAUUUAG
Prunus armeniaca (apricot) is the source of this 621-nucleotide messenger RNA. The record is from the annotation of a GenBank genome assembly. Lineage: Eukaryota; Viridiplantae; Streptophyta; Magnoliopsida; Rosales; Rosaceae.